This is a messenger RNA of Monopterus albus (swamp eel), 2128 nucleotides long. RefSeq names its product gamma-glutamyltransferase 7-like. The record is from RefSeq and is a predicted model, not a curated record. Bases 38 to 1906 code for a protein of 622 amino acids. Gene Ontology annotation, cellular component: plasma membrane. Gene Ontology annotation, biological process: glutathione catabolic process. Lineage: Eukaryota; Metazoa; Chordata; Actinopteri; Synbranchiformes; Synbranchidae. Gene Ontology annotation, molecular function: glutathione gamma-glutamate hydrolase. The transcript has 15 exons.
UGUUCUUGAAUUGAUUUGUUUCUAUAGUGGCUAAAGGAUGGAUGUUUCUCCUAAAACAAAACUUAACAAGCAGUCAGUAUGUAGUUACAAAAGCUUGAAUGAUUCAUCUCAGUUGGCUGACAGCUCAUUACCCAGUGGCGUCAUCUGUGACUUGAAUCAAAACUAUGGUGAGAGGAUACAGAUCCCGUUGAAAUAUUUGGCCUCUGGUAGCCCAGUGUUGCUCGACCAGUGCCCACCCAGUAUCAAAGAGAUGGACGAGGACCCCUCCAGUCAGGAUUUGCUCAGGGCUAUCUGUGCUAUACCAAUCAUCUUAGCCUUUGGUGUGACCUUUGCCUUGAUCCUGCAUCUUUACCUGGGGCACACUUUGGUGCCUGAAACAGGUGUUCUGGUGUCUGAUCAUGAGCACUGCACUGCACUCGGCCAGAAGGUCCUUCGUGAUUGUGGAAACAGUGUGGAUGCAGCCAUUGCUGCUGCCCUGUGUCUGGGCAUUGUACAUCCACAUGUGUCAGGUAUUGGUGGAGGUGGGGUGAUGCUGGUUCAUGACAUCCAUGAGAAUGAGACUAUGGUGAUAAAUUUUCAAGGAAUAGCACCUAAAGCACUCACAGAGGAAAUGCUGCAAAACGUGUUGGAGCUUAAGGCAGGUCUACAGGUAGGAGUGCCUGGUAUGCUCAGAGGGCUACACCAUGCUCACUAUCUGUAUGGAAGUUUACUAUGGGAGGAUGUGGUCACCAGAGCCGCAGCUGUAGCCAGAGAAGGUUUCAAUGUGUCUGUCAGUCUCGCUGAGGCUAUAUCAAAGGUAAAAGGUGAGCAGCUAUCGCAACAUUUCAGGGACGUGUUCCUCCCAGGAGGCCGAGCUCUGCAGCCUGGUGAUUUUCUGAAGACUCCUGGCCUGGCGGAAGUCCUAGAGGCCGGUCUGUCAAAGUUCUAUGAUGGGAACUUAUCACAGGAGAUAGUGGAUGAAGUGAGAGUAAAUGGAGGGGUCCUGAGCAGAGAGGACAUCCGUAACUACAGCAUAGAAGUAGAGCGACCUGUUGAAGGCCUGUAUAAUGAAUUUCUAAUUCAAGUUCCUCCUCCUCCGUCUGCUGGGGCAGCUUUGCUAUCAGCUGUCAACAUUUUAGAGAGCUUCCAUCUUAAUGAGAAUAAUUACACAGAAAAUCAAACCCACCAUUGGAUCACUGAGGCCCUGAAAGCUGCUUUAGCUAUGGCCAGUGGUUUGGGUGACUCUAAAUACAACUCUUCAGUGACUGAGCAGCUCUCAGACAUGCUGAGUAAGAGUCAUGCUGAUGGGCUUCGACAGAGGAUCAAUUACUCCUAUCCAUCUCCACCUGAGGGCUCCUCUGUCCACUCCCUCCAGGCAGAGCUGCCGGCUGGACAAGUGGUAGUCAUGGGACCAGAUGACCUCGUGGUGUCAGUGGCAAGUUCACUGAGCAGACCAUUCGGGAGCAGACUCAUGACUCCAUCAGGUGUUAUUCUCAACAGCCUCAUCCUUCUCUUCUCCUUGCCAAAUGCAACCAGAGGGCAACUCCAGACCAACCAGGGAGAAAUGGCUCAGCCAGGAAAGAGGCCCCUGUCAUCUCUCAUGCCCACAGUAGUGGUGCCAGCCUGGCAUCCAUGUGGGCUCCACAUGGCACUAAGCAGUAAAGGUGGACAGCGGAGCUUCAGUGCAGUCACCCAGGUGUUGAGCAGUGGACUGUCCCACCAAAAUGAGUGUGGUGGCUUUUCGCUGGAAGAAGUCCAUCCCCAAAUUCUUGUUGAUCCUGAGUUUCUAGAAGAGAGCGUGCAGUUUUGGAAUGAAAGCGGCCACGUGUUUCAGAGGAUGAAGACUCACUCUGUUGUCCUGGGGAUCCUGAGGAAGAACAAUAGCAUUCAAGCUAUAGCAAUACCUUUAUCUGAUGGUCCAUUAUAGUUCUCACGAGCUUGAUAUUUUCCAAGGACAUGGCAUUAAACUUGUUGUCUCACACUGUCUCAUGUAGACUACGUAUGGUGAUGGUUCUCCAGUGUUUGCCCUUCUGUUAUUGUGCUCACCAGCCAACAGAGGGCAGUCCUCUAAUACGUACACUCUGUUACAGAAGGUAAACUGUUUUCUUUUAAAGUCUUAAGAACCUAUUAAAGGAACAACCACAACUGA